AUGGGUAGAAAGGGGAAAAUGCCUUGGAUCGAGCUUGAUGGAGAUGCUUAUUGCGAUUCUACUUUUAUAAUUGAACAUCUGACAAAAAAAUUCAAUGUAUCUAUUGACCGUAGCCUUAGCGAGCAGCAAAAAGCAGUGGCUCGAGUUAUCCAGAAAACGAUUGAAGAGAAUACAAUCUGGGCUGCAAUCAUCUAUAAUCGUUGGAUUCAAGAUACCGAUUAUUUCCGUCAGAUGAUGAAGCUCUCCUGGUUUGUUGGCCGGAUAUUAAAGAUGGCUGUUGUACCUGCAAUUAAGAAAAGCAUGUACGGCCAUGGAAUUGGUAGGCAUUCCGCAGAAGAGAUUCAGCACAUAGCUAGAGGUGACAUUAAAGCGCUCUCGGAUCUGCUUAAGGACAAGCAGUUUUUUUUUGGUGAUAAACCGACUACAAUCGAUGCUUGUGUGUUUGCUUUUCUUGCCAAUGUUCUUCAUGGUUUGCGUAAAGAUAGUUGGCCGGCUGAAAUGGUAAGGAACGAAUUUCCUAAUCUUGCAACUUACUUUGAACGCAUAAAAGAGAAUGUUUGGCCAGACUGGGAUGAAAUCGUUAGUAAAGCUGGCUCGAAAAAAUAA
This is a messenger RNA of Trichoplax adhaerens, 606 nucleotides long. RefSeq lists its product as uncharacterized. The transcript is spliced from 2 exons. Lineage: Eukaryota; Metazoa; Placozoa; Uniplacotomia; Trichoplacea; Trichoplacidae. Bases 1 to 606 code for a protein of 201 amino acids. The record is from RefSeq and is a predicted model, not a curated record. Gene Ontology annotation, cellular component: cytoplasm.